AGCCAGGUUGGUCUUUCUCUUCUCCUUCGUGGAGCCUGGGUGAGGUUUCAGAGGCGGUGCGGCGGCGUGAUUGAGCAGCAGGCGCAGCGCACAGCGGCGGCAGGCUUGCACUUGUUCAACCUGGCCGAGAAGUUUCACGCUGUUUGUUGAUUCGCCGCACGCUGACACUCGCACUUUUCUCCUGAGCUGCUCCUGUUGUAUCGCCUGUAAACAACAGCUUGGUUCAGGGUUCGUCACUAAUGUACACAGUGAGGUAUUGAUCCGGCGCCGCGGGGGCAGAACGCUGCCCUGGACGGGGAACCACCAUGUGAAACCUGGAUGUGGCUUCACGAGAUUUUGCCGGGCGGGAGGUUCUCUCCGAGGAGACUGACAUUCCUGAGCUCCCUCACCUCGGGGCAGAGGGAGGAAGACGCUGUCCUGCGGCGCGCUGACCCCGGUGUUGUUGUGCCGCAGACAUGGAUGGGGUGUUGGAGGCCGCCACGGCGCUGUGUGCGAGUAAACUGGCCUGCAGCCUCCUCUUCCUGCCCUCUCUGACCGCCUGCUUCAGUCCCGUCAGCUUCUGCAGCUGCUGCCUGCUGGUCUUCACCGACUUCCUGCUCACAGUUUCCCUGAGCUUUGUGUGCGUCCUCCGGUUGUGGCUGUCCAUCCCUCUGGCUGAUGUGGUCGCCCUGCGCUUCCUGCUCUUCCUGAGCCACACCUACGGCGCCGUGCUGCUGCUGAGCGCGCCGCUGAUCGCCUUGGAGACGCUGGUCCGGCUGCUGUGGCCUCACGCCGUCUCCGCACACAGGAAGAGCAGCCAGCGGCUGGACUGUCGAUCUGCGAAGGAGACGGCAGCAGCAGAAGAAGAGGAAGAAGAGGAGGAGGAGGAGGAGGGCAGAGACAGGAAGCUGUUCCAUGUGGUGGGAUACUUCUGCUGCCUGUCGCUGUGGGUCAUGGUCGCCGUCAGCGUCCGGUGGAAAUGGCGGCUGGCGGAGGUUUGCGCCGCCGCCUGCCUGUACACGACCGACUCUUUACUGCGCUGCCUGCCCAGGAUGCACGGCCUGCUGCCCGGCGUGAGGCCCCCCUGCUGGGGGACGCUCCUCCUCCUCCUCCUCCUCAUCCUGCUCCUCCUCGUCCUGCUGACCUCCGGCCUGGACAGCCGGCCCCGGGCCCCCGCCGCCCCGGUUCCCCCGGCGCCGCUCGCCGUUUCCUGCGGUCACGGCGUGCAGAUGUCGGCCCGUCUCCAUGGAGACUCGGUGCUCGCCGCCCACGCAUGUUUGCCUGGGAAGAGUGGAGGACGGGAGCGCGACAGGACGGAGAGCGGCGUCCCUCUGACAUUCAUCCCGCAGGAGGAGGCGGACCUGCCGCACAGGUGGCGAGUCGGGGCUUUCCCCUGCCCGGGGCUGGAGGUAAUGAUAGGCUUGGGGAGCGUGCUCGCCGUCUUCGUGCUGCCGCUGUACCUGAGCGUGAAUAUUCUGCUCGUCCGGACUGUGGAGACCCUGCUGGAGGACUGCAUCGUGUCCCUGGUUUCUCCUCCAGAGCACCCGGCAGACGCCCCCCCCUCACACAGUGAGACGCUGGUGUGACGGCGUGCCGCCCGCCGCCCGCGGGCGAAAACACACCGGCCUCCGAGCAACGUCUCACACGUGAGGAAAUAACGUGUGGAAAGAGCCUGAAGGAGGCGAAGCGGCAGGUCGGGGCGUGCUCGGCGGGACGAUGCGAGCGGAUGACUGGAGGCCUCCGCUCAGCGCCCGGAGCCGCCGCCGCCGCCGCCGCCGCAGGGCGUUAACUCACACAACACCUCCUCUGGCUGUCAGGGCUGAAAUAAAAGAGCUUGUUCUGUGGUUUCGUGUCAGUCCGGGGAUCAAGCAAACACUCUGUCGACACUACUGACAGUGAGCAGCUCGAACAACACGUCUGGAAAACGCUGGAUCUUCUGCUCACUUCCUGAAUCAAAUCUCACCGGUGUGAUGUUUCUGACCAAUUUACAACUCAUUUAUUUCAAAUUAAAUAUCCUGUUGAAGAUAUAAAUAAUAAAGACAUGGUGAAGGAACAGAUUGAUCACAGACCGACUCUUAUCACUCAACCCUUAAAUCACUGAAAAAACUUUGGACUUUGGAGUUUAUUUCAAGAUA
Molecule: messenger RNA, 2114 nt
Organism: Salarias fasciatus (jewelled blenny)
Lineage: Eukaryota; Metazoa; Chordata; Actinopteri; Blenniiformes; Blenniidae
Exons: 2
Coding region: 456-1565 (369 amino acids)
Source: RefSeq, a predicted model, not a curated record